AAAUGGCAGAAGUAGGAGCGCGGCUGGCAAGUGCGUUUAGUUUCACGUAAAAUAUUCAGGAAAAUCGUCCCGGAUUGUUCUCAACUUCGAAAAGCUGUGUCGAUCGAUGUAAGAUGAGGGCAAAAUGUUGUGCAAAAUCGCCCAAACACUUUAAGUUGGGCGUCUGAAAAAUAAGUGAGAAAAAGUGAAAAGUGCAGUGGAACGUCGGUGGUUGUGUGGAGGCAGGUUUCAUAAAUGGCCAAUUAAACUCUUCCAGAAUCUGCGUUAGUUUUCUUUAAUGUUUUAUCAUUUAUCGAAUCGCUCAUCGAAGUUCUCGGUGCUUUGGGAGUGAGGUGUAGUGUUGGGGUUGCGUUGGGCGCAAGGCGGAGUCUCCCCUUUUCUGCUAGCGACGACGACGACGACGAGGAAGUGCAAGUGCACGGCGAAGUGAAAGUGUGACGUCGAAAAAGUGUGUUUUCCUGUGUGCACGCGCCCUCGGUGUGUACGGAAUUGAUAUCAUUUUUCCCGUGAAAAUUCGUUCACAAGUGGUAUCGACGGUCCCAGCCUCAACCCUAAGAGCACGAGCGUCCCACGGUUGGAAAAUCCUCUUUGCCUCCAGAGCUGCGCUGCCGUCCUGCUGUUGCUGCUGCUGCAGCAGCUGACCUCGAUGCUUGAGGAACGUCCGGAACGUAAGGUACAAUUCAACGAAAGACGCUCUCGUGCAGCAAGGACAUUGGAAUCUAACACUCAAGUACAACUGCUACGCUAAGCUCAACUGUGACCCAGUGUCCAAUAGAUAGAAGGAGCAAAGGGAGAAAGAAAAAGUACAAAUGUCUACCAUAAUCCGUCACUGCGAAUACCGUUCCCUCUGCUACUGCCGCCGUCUGUCGUUUCGCCCAGGAACUGUAGCAUCGAGAGCAUUGUAGUGAACUCUUUAGUGAACUCACACGAUCGUCCGAUCGCCCGAGAUAAGACAGACAGGUUGUGGAGAUUUGCUCUGGGCGAUUGUGGCGAAGUUUAAAAAACACACACACAACCCAACCACUGCCCAACGUGCCCGGCCUACAAGUGAUCCGAUAUCGUAAAAACGGCGACGACAGUGAAAUAUAAUCUAGCCGAAGAUGGUCCAAGAAACGAACCGAAAAAGUGAUGGUGGAGCGAUGACAGCGAGCGUGACACAGCGCGGAACGAAUAAUUCGGCCGGUGGACCGGUGCUAGUGCGACCGACAUCACUGUUACCGCCCGAGAAAGAACCCGUCAACUUCCAGAUCAAUCUGAUCGGUGCACCGCCGGAGGUAGAGCAGCUGAUUGAGCAUAUCAAGGCAGUGGCCGAGCAGUUCCUAUACCACUGGAAAACAUUUCCAAUCAAUCUUCCAACACCCCUAUCUACAAGCCCCGGUGGUGGUGUCGGUAAUGGUGGCAAUGCCGCGGGUCAAGGGACAACUCUGAUGACCGCAACCGGUGGAGGAGGAGGAGGAGGAGGAAGCAAUGUCAACCUACACAGUGCUGUCUCCAUCGGUGGCAGUGUUGCCGGUAAUCGGAAGUCACGCGCAAUCAACUUGCGUGAUCUGUUCAUUGCACCGCCCUUCGACGAGCUGGACGCGGUCGCUGCAGAUGGUACCGGUGAACCGCGGUUGCUUACUAGCGCACAGUUACGAUCUUUGCGCGAGCGUGGUGAAUUCGAAGUCCCGAGUCUGAAUUUCCCUGGCCAGGUGCACCGCUGGCGUCUGUCGCAGUUCCUGCAAAAGGGAUCCGAGCGUACGCGUGACUCGCUGCUCAGUGAUUUGGCGCUGUCCGCUCGCUUCAUCGUCAUUACUGCCAAAGGGCGCCUGACUGGCCACUUUUUCUCUGUAGCACACGCGUUUCGUGCAUUGCUGCAGGGUUUGAUCAAGCUGGUCGACAUGAUCGUUGGUGUACCGUCGCUACUAGCGCAAAAUUUAGAUAAUAAAAUAAAAGAGGAACGUUGUCGAUUCUUGGUAGCUGAAUUAGUUUGUAGAAGCGAGUAUGAAGACUGUCUCGAUUCGUUGUGCGGUUAUGUUCGCCAUCAAUUGCGCCGUGCGACGAUGGAAAAGUUUGACGUUAAUUGCAACCAAGCACAACCGAUUCCGUAUCUGUAUGUGACUCCCAAGGGACAGGAUAUCGAUCUGCGAUUGUUCUCGAAGGACACGAUGCGCCGUGCACUCCCAAUACUGGUGGGCAUCCUAGAGAAGGAAACCCGGGGUUGGUUCCUGCAUUUUCGCGAGCGAUUGAUUACGGAACUGCGCGAACGGAAGAUGUCGGACGCCGAAAUCGAGGAGGAAGUGAACGAUGCAGUGAUGAAAGAGUAUCUUCAACGCGUGUAUACGUCCAUCCUGUCUAACACCGAUCUGAUCGAACUGGGUGAAAACAUUCCGCAGCUACUAGUACAACAGGCACAGUCCGUGGUGAUAAUGCACAAAGCGGUAGAUAAGAUUCAGAAAGAGCUCAAGAAAUCACGCGAAGAAAUGGAGAAAACGUUGCAGGAACAGCAUCCAGUGCUUUCGCGAGUGUUUCCGUGGCUAAGAGCUAAGCUAAACUCCGGUGAACAGACGAAGCUAUCCAAGAUUACCUGGGGUGCUCAUGAGGAGGCACUACGUGCGGCCCAGAAGCACAAUCUACACCAAACCGUGUACUUUCUCAAUCGUGAUCUAGCAUUUAUGAAAGAACGUGAACCGGUGCUGCUGAAAGAGCUGAAAAAUGCCAAAACCCCGACGCGCAACUUUCAAUGGGCUUGUCGCAUUUGGUCGCCGAAAUCGUGGCUGAUACGACGCAGCUUUCAGGGUCACUCGGAGGUGAUACCGACCGUGAUCUGCCAACAGGCUACAUCGAUCGUUACCCCCCGUUCCGACCCUAGCCAGCCAGUGUUUCUAGUGGAGAAGGAGCUGAUUCGUUCGACCAGUACCCGUUGGCCAAUGUGGCGUUUGCUGAACUUAUUCCAGCGCACCUGGACCUGGACCUGGAACAUAAUGUUUUUGCUCGGUGUGAUCGUACCAUGGGGCAGCCCGCUUGGGCUUCGUGCACUGUUCUGCGUGAAACCGUUCAUGGCUGAUCUGGAACUGUCGCAGGUAAACGGAACGCUGUUCCCGCGUAAAACCAGCAUCACACAGACGAUGACGUCCCGGCUGGUGGAGUUAUGGCGUCACAUCUCUAAGGCACGAACACACUUUGAAACCGAACCGGACACUGGGUUCAUCGGGAAGGGCAUGACGCGGCAUCUCAACCGGCUGUACAACUACUUCAUAAAGGGCUUUCUCGGGUCGCUGGCGAUACUGAUUCUGUUCCCGUUGCUUUGCCUAGCGGUGAGUGCGUCCAGCAUUGCCCUAGCCAUUACUGCUCCACUCUGGAUGCCAUUCAUCACGGUGAUGCUCCACCUAUACAUGAUGCUAUUUUACGAUCUCGAUUGUCCCGACGAGAGCCGACGAAACCGCUACUGUAUUCUGCUUGAAGCUGUUGGCUGGAACAUAGCGAUACAAGGGUUAGUACAGCCGCUGGCUGCACUAGCCGUUGCCUCGGUGCUCUGUCCGGCGAUUGCGGUGCUCGUGUUUUUCGUCGGUAUCGUACGAUACUGGAUGAGGCUGUUUUGGGAUGCGGCGGCGUUUCAUAUGUUCAUUAAAAAAUGUGGCCGCGUACCGGCUAGCGACAGCUUUGCCGUACGUCGCAUUGCCGGUCCGGGACUGGCAUUGGAUUAUUACUUUUCGAUCAAACCGGAGCAAGCGUUGGCUGCGUUUGAAGCGAAGAUGGAACUUGACGAACUACAGGUAAUGCUGGGGGGAGAUAUGUCUCUCUUUCUCCCUCGCUAUCGCUCCAUAUCGCUGUCAUUAAUAUACGUCUACGAUUUACAGGCCUAUCAGCACUCAAUGGAAACGAUCAUCUGUCAACCACAGAAGGAUUUUAGCCAGUUUGUGGAAGCUUGCUUCGGACCAUUUUCGGCUCAGCUAUCCAAAUCCGUUGGACCCUAUCGGCAGCUGGAACGUGAGGGUCAGGAUUUGAUGGCUUCGCUACACGAAAAGUUGGAGAAACGACGCCGUGAUCUACAAACUGGUUUGACGACGGCCGUGAAGUCACGCAUUAAACUCAACACGAUGGAGCUGAAGAUUGUAAUACAACAGUCGGCGUACAUGCUGGAAAAGUUUUACCCCUCGCACGUGAUCGCUCGAUUGUCGAUCAGCGAGGAAGAGUUCUGGGACGCGAAGGGUCUUUCGGUUGGUGAUUGGGCAGGGCUGGCUGGUAUGCUGUAUGCAGAUAUCUUCAGUCUUGACUUUCUGACGCCCCUUAGCGAUACCGAUACGCAGUUCAAGCUGGAACCGCACGCUCAACUCGAUCUUUCACGAUACACGGAGAUGGUACAAAACACGAGCGACAUUAUGGGUAUCAAUGGGCCGGAUCUGCUUGGUAAUGUGUACGCACCACGCGGCAAUAUUCAAGUGCAUUCACCAUACCUUGAGGUGUCGGCCUUCAACCCGCGGUCCCGCGUUAUGAUAAAUUCUCGGCGAGCGGAAAAGCGAAAUGAUACAUCCUCGUCCGGUUUAACCACGCCACGUGUACGAGCCCGCCGUUCACCCAUUCCUUCACCUAAGCAGAAAACACAAAGCUGGAAACCGUGGAAGCGGAAACAGCAGCCGAAGCACGCGGCAGACAAAAUGCUCAUCCCGCUGCCGAUUCCGCACCCGGUGCACAUUGCCAUAUCAAUCUACAAUCGCGACUCGGAUCAACCGAUACCGAUCGAGUCCGAUUUAUGCUGGGAAAUAUUGCGCUCGAUCGAAGACUGCCAGGGGGACCAGGAGGCAAUCGUGCGCUUCCGGGAACUAGGUGAUCGAGUAGAUGGUCAUCAUCACCAUCACGGUCGCUCGGUCGGUCUCAGUGUGGACGGGUUGGCAGCCAUCGAUAGCAGUAUCGAUUCGCUCGAUUCGCAAAACUCGUCCAACUCGGGCACCAAGGAUAGUAUGGAUAUGAUGGCUGGAGCAACAGAAACACUACCGUGUACCAACCGUGAGGUGACGAUUGUCAUGCCCUCAACUAUCCUGGGCGAAGGUGCAAACGAUGGCAGCACAGAUGGGGCGAUGCAUGGUGGUACCACUACCACAACAACAACGGCUACCAUCGUAAUGAUGCCAUCCAAUAACGGUACCGGAAGCGUUACGACAACGGUCACUGCAACGGCCGCUAAUGGUGCCACAACACCUUCGUCUGGUACGGCAGGCCCCACACACUUUCACUGGACGCUCCGGAACUGGGGCAAUGGUGGUGGUGGCGGUUCGGGUCAGACAGCGUCCAAUCGACGGCGCAACACUAGCUAUACUUACAGCAGUACGACGACCAGCGGAGGUGCCGGGAACCUGAACAGUGGUAGCGCCACUAACUCAGCCAACGAUAGUCAGCUGGAUCAAAUUCGAGUCGAUUUGGCUAGCCCGGAAGAUAUUUCGCUCGAUACCGACAGCUCGCGAGCUAUGUUCACAGCCGCUUACGGGACAACGGUAUGAACUAUGCCUGCAGCAGUGCAUGAAAGCCAGGGAAACAGUCUGGAUAAACGAUAA
Anopheles darlingi is the source of this 5531-nucleotide messenger RNA. RefSeq lists its product as uncharacterized. The record is from RefSeq and is a predicted model, not a curated record. Lineage: Eukaryota; Metazoa; Arthropoda; Insecta; Diptera; Culicidae. The coding region runs from base 1101 to 5477 and encodes 1458 amino acids. The transcript has 9 exons.